This is a messenger RNA of Colletotrichum godetiae, 660 nucleotides long. RefSeq lists its product as uncharacterized. The transcript has 2 exons. The record is from RefSeq and is a predicted model, not a curated record. The coding region runs from base 88 to 660 and encodes 190 amino acids. NCBI's taxonomy places the organism in Eukaryota, Fungi, Ascomycota, Sordariomycetes, Glomerellales, Glomerellaceae.
UCUGAUACCACAGGCCAUGCCACGUCGGCGUGCUCGUUAUUAUCGCCUGCAAAGCUGACGUCCUCUGGGCAACCGACCUUCAACGAUAUGGUCUCGGUAUAUACACGGCAGUCCUCAGACGUCACGUCCUCGAGUAUGGCUCUCCAGGAACAGAUGUUCAGCGGAUAUCACAAUGUGGGCUCCGCUGGCAUUUCGGCCCAGAUGUGUCCUAUCUGUUUGCAUACUGCGUUUAUGAACCCAAGUCCUUGUUUUCUGCGGUCCAUGUGCGGUCAACAAUGCUUCGACGUCUCUGGCUCAGCAGUCUACGAUCCAGCCUUUCUUUAUGCGGCUCACGAUUGCUACUGUGGAUGGUAUGCUGGGUGCGGAAUCUGUGUGUUCAAGCCAGUGGAGCAUAGCAUACCGAGCGGCUCUUGUACGGAGAGCUCACAUCUCCAAACCGGGUUCACUGAUGGAUAUCUGACAAACGCGGCUGAUUCGUCUCACGCUAUCUAUGAUGAGCCGCUCUCCCCGUGGGUCUAUGAUCUUGAUGGCCGGCCUAUCUCGCAACAGGGCUUUGUUCUUGGAAACGUCGACGACGGAGGUGUUAUUGGGGAGAACGUUAGACCUACUACUCUUCCAGUAUCGGUUUUUCCCGAGCAGAUAACGGCAUGGAAAGAUUGA